Penicillium taxi is the source of this 1299-nucleotide messenger RNA. Its product is annotated as putative DNA 3'-phosphatase Tpp1. Gene Ontology annotation, molecular function: double-stranded DNA binding; polynucleotide 3'-phosphatase activity; ATP-dependent polydeoxyribonucleotide 5'-hydroxyl-kinase activity. NCBI's taxonomy places the organism in Eukaryota, Fungi, Ascomycota, Eurotiomycetes, Eurotiales, Aspergillaceae. The coding region runs from base 1 to 1299 and encodes 432 amino acids. The record is from RefSeq and is a predicted model, not a curated record. The transcript is spliced from 9 exons. Gene Ontology annotation, biological process: DNA repair.
AUGGCGGAAGGGGGAAUUAAAAGAACCGCGACCAAUCGGUCUGUCUCCCCGCCUCCAAUACGCCGGAAGGUGGAAGCGACCAAGAAGUCUUCUGCCUCGUUUUUUACGCCGGCUUCACAGAAGAAGCCAAACCCCCUCACAUGGAGGGUCAUUGGCAGCAGCGUGGUCAUUGGAAAGUAUACGCCUGAGAAACAGGGCCCUAUCUCGCAGGGAAAGUUGCAGAAAGUCGCAGCUUUUGAUCUCGACUCCACUCUUAUCAAGACUAAAUCUGGAAAUACGUUUCCUCGAUCCUCUGAUGAUUGGAAAUGGCUAGAUGCCUCGGUGCCAGGCCGUCUCAAAGACCUGUCGUCUGAAGGCUUCCAAGUCGUGGUUUUCUCCAACCAGAAGAAAAUCGCUAUCCAAAAAGAUAUUAAAAAAGGCCAAAGCGAGUCGAAGAGCCUUGUGAUGUUCAAAGACAAGCUCACAACCAUGUUGACCCAGUUGGGCCUUCCCAUCAGCGUGUACGCCGCGACGACGGAUGCCGAGUACCGCAAGCCCCGGCUGGGCAUGUGGCGUGAGUUUAUCGACGACUACGAUCUAGACGUAGCCGGCGUCGACCUAGAGCAAUCUUUCUUCGUCGGAGACGCAGCCGGACGUCCAGGUGACCACUCCGCAGCUGAUCGUGGAUUUGCAUCCAAUGCAGCACUCCCAUUCAAGACGCCCGAAGAAUUCUUCUUAGACCAAGCCCCAGAUACAGAAUUGCGGAUCUUUGAUCCAAAAUCAUAUGUUGAGGCCGAGCCUGCCGAACCUGCAGCCAAUUUUACGCGCAAACACCUUGUUGAAUUGGUUGUUUUCUGCGGAAGUCCCGGCGCUGGUAAAUCCAGUUAUUUUUGGACAAAUCUUGAACCACUCGGGUACGAACGAGUGAAUCAAGAUAUCUUAAAAACACGCCCGAAAUGCGUUAAGGUUGCCCGUGAACACCUCCAGGCCAAGAAAUCAGUUGUUGUCGACAACACAAACGCCGGCCCUGAAACUCGGGCCGUUUGGACCGAGAUAGCCAAGGAAUUCAAGAUUCCCGUUCGCUGCGUACACUUCCUCUCAUCGCCGGAAUUGUGUAAACACAAUAACGCUGUUCGUGCCGCCAACAAAGAAUUGAACCCUGAGGCGAGAACUUCGCUUCCUGGCAUUGCUUUUGGUGACUUCAAGAGGAGGUAUAGUCCCCCCACACUGGAUGAGGGCUUCGAGGAUAUAAUCUCAGUUGAGUUUAGCUUCAAGGGUGAUGACGAGGCGAAGAAGCUAUGGGGUCAGUGGUGGGUUUGA